Mirounga angustirostris (Northern elephant seal) is the source of this 2842-nucleotide messenger RNA. RefSeq names its product meiosis specific with OB-fold (gene MEIOB). Gene Ontology annotation, biological process: resolution of meiotic recombination intermediates. The record is from RefSeq and is a predicted model, not a curated record. The coding region runs from base 301 to 1716 and encodes 471 amino acids. The transcript is spliced from 15 exons. Gene Ontology annotation, molecular function: single-stranded DNA 3'-5' DNA exonuclease activity; single-stranded DNA binding. NCBI's taxonomy places the organism in Eukaryota, Metazoa, Chordata, Mammalia, Carnivora, Phocidae.
CGGCGCGCUGCGGGCGGAGCGCACUGUGGAGAGGCUGUGGAGCGCCGGGCCUGGCGGGCGCGAGGAGCGGCGGCUGAGAAAUCAUCAUUCUUUCAUCGACAGAGUUUGCUUUAAAAAAAAAUUUUUUUUUAAGUAAUCUCUACACCCAGUGUGGAGUUGGAACUCACAACCCGGAGACCGAGAGUCGUGUGUUCUACCCACGGAGCCAGCCAGACGCCCCAGGGUGUUGCCCUUCAAAAGUGGGAGGAGGGCUCCGAGCCCAGGAAGGGGGAUUCCAAGAUCUGGACCCGAGAUAAAAGAAUGGCAAAUUCCUUUGCAUCAAAGACCUUCACCGCACUUUCAGAUCUGCAUCCAAAUUUGGCUAAUCUGAAAAUAAUUGGUAUAGUUAUUGGGAAAACAGAUGUCAAAGGCUUUCCAGACAGAAAAAAUAUUGGAUCAGAGAGGUACACUUUCAGUUUUACCAUUCGGGACUCACCAACCCAUUUUGUAAAUGCAACGUCCUGGGGCAGCGAAGGUUACAUCAGGUCGCUUUCUGACAGCUUUAGGGUUGGCGAGUGCGUGAUAAUUGAAAAUCCCCUGAUUCAAAGAAAGGAAUUAGAAAGAGAAGAAAAAUUCAGCCCUGCAACUCCUGGCAACUAUAAACUAUUGCUCAGUGAGAAUCACUCCACGGUAAAAAUUUGUUCCAGUUACCAAGUGGACACCAAGCUCCUUGCUUUGAUAUACUUACCUGUUAAAGAGUCUCGUGAUUUUUAUUCAUUGGGUGACAUUGUUGCAAAUGGAUGCAGUCUGGAUGGGAGGAUUAUUAACGUGCUUGCGGCGGUGAGGUCGGUUGGAGAGCCAAAAUACUUUACAACUUCAGACCGGAGAAAAGGCCAGAGGUGUGAGGUGAAGCUCUAUGAUGAGACAGAGUCUUCUUUUGCAAUGAUAUGUUGGGAUAAUGAAUCUAUCCUGGUUGCACAGAGCUGGGUGCCACGAGACACAGUAAUAUUUGCCUCAGACGUAAAAAUAAGUUUUGACAAAUUUCGGAACUGCAUGACAGCAACUGUAAUCUCAAAAACCAUUAUUACGACUAAUCCAGAUACCCCAGAAGCUAACAUCCUAUUGAAUUUUAUAAGAGAAAAUAAAGAAACAAAUCCUCUGGAUGAUGAGAUUGACAGUUACUUGAAAGAAUCUGUAAAUUUAAAUACAAUAGUUGAUGUCUAUACAGUUGAGCAAUUAAAGGUAAAAGCUUCAAAGAACGAAGGGAAGGCUGACCCUUUCUACGGCAUUCUUUAUGCUUACAUUUCUACGCUGAACAUUGAUGAUGACAGCACAAUAGUAGUUCGACACCGAUGCUCCGGCUGUGGUUAUGUUGUAAAGGAAGCAUCCAGCACUUGUACUGCUUGCAACAAAGAUUCUUUGGAAUUUAAAUCUGUUUUUCUCAGCUUCCACUUGCUAAUUGACCUCACUGACCACACAGGUACCCUCCAUGCCUGCAGUCUUACAGGAGGGGUUGCUGAGGAGACUUUAGGCUGCACGGUAAAUGAGUUUCUUGCAAUGACGGAUGAACAGAAAACAGCACUGAAGUGGCAAUUUCUUCUGGAAAGAAGCAAAAUUUAUUUAAAAUUUUUUUUAUCACACAGAGCAAGGGGUGGAUUGAGAAUUAGUGUGCUCUCAUGUAAGCUCGCAGACCCUAUUGAGGCAAGUAGGAAUUUGUCUGGACAAGGAAAUAUUUAAAACAAGAUACUUUAAACCCUGGACAAGAAUAUGAGUUUCAACUCUCUUGAAAGUGGAAAAUGAGUUUGAAAAUUAUGGAUAAAAUUUUAUUUUCAAAGGUGGUAAAAAUGUUUCUAUAAAUUGUUAUUAUGUUUCCUUCUGGAGUUGGUUAGGGGGUAAGUCUUAAAAUCUCUCAUUCACCCCAGCUCCUUUCUUAGAUGGCUUUUUCUACUGACUUUGCCCUCUCUCCCCAAGUUGGGAAAUGUUUGCGUGAAUUAAUAAACAAAUUUAAUCUUCCCCACAGAUACCAAUGAUUUCUUUUCUUAAGCCCCUUUCCUCUUUGUCUUGUUUCCCUGGAGAAAGAUCAGAACCUCCAAAAAUGACCUCUCUGGAGCUUGGCGGUGGCUGAGACUGCUCUCCAGGAGCUGGUGGGUCACAGGUGAGGGCUUCUCGGUGGUGUAGGGUGGGAACAGCGGAAGCCUGCGGGCAGUGCUGGGCAGCAGCUUUGAACACUGAAGAGCUUCUCUGAUCCUUGCCCUCUCUGAUGACACAUGGGGCCACCCAGCCCUUGUGAAGGCUGGCUGACUCAGGGGUGAUAUGUGUGAGUCUGAAUCACCUGGGAGGAGACCAGCCUCAAAAGUUCUAGGAGUGGUGCCAGUCUGGGACCUGGAAGGGCAGGGCUGCUUGGACAGGACGCCGACCCCCAUACCACCCACUGCACUGGUCCUAGCCAAAGCCCCAGAGUGCCGUGCUCAGCCCCACACCAUUCCGAGUCACUUGCUGCAGGGUACAGGCCUACCAGCAUGGUCAGUGCUGGCCCAUAGUCUGGGAGGUUUGCCAUUUCCGGAACCCACCACAGGAGUGAAAAACAAAAAGUAAGUAUCUGAAACUCUUACAAAGCUGGUGUUGGGAGAUAAACUUGUCAGUCUCUGGCUUUUACAAUAGGCAGCCAUGGCCGAAGGGCAUGAGCGGACCCUAGUGUGUCCGAAUUGUGGUAAUAAACGAGGCAAUGGAGGCCUUGACCUAGUGUGUGGACAGGGAGUGUGCCUGAUAAAGAGCUUCCUUCCUCACUCCCCUGGGGCAGGGUAUGGGUGUGUUAAGCAAGGUGACUCCAGAAGGCAGACAGAGAAAGAAGGUGGGAGAGUGG